AUGGCAACCCGCGCAGCCUCUACCCUCCGUUCAUACCUGGCGGAUCCUUCCAAGACUCUCAUCUGUCCAGGCGUUCAGGAUGGUCUUUCCGCGCGCGUCUGCCUCGAGCAGGGCUUUGAAGCCCUCUACAUGACCGGCGCGGGAACAGCCAUCUCAACGCUGGGCAUGCCCGACCUCGGAUUGACAACCGCCGACGACAUGGUGCGCAACGCGGGCAUGCUUGCCUCGCUGGACCGGUCCGUGCCCGUGAUUGCCGAUGCCGACACGGGAUUUGGCGGGCCUGUAAUGGUUGCGCGGACGGUAGAGCGGUACAUCCUCUCUGGCAUCGCAGGCCUACACAUCGAGGACCAGGUGCUCUCCAAGCGGUGCGGCCACCUGCUAGGAAAAGAACUGGUCGACGUCGAGACGUUCACGGCGCGGAUCCGCGCGGCCGACGCGGCCCGCAAGCGACUCUCGUCGUCUGUGUCGGGGGCGUCCGACUUCGUCAUCAUUGCCCGCACCGACGCGCUGCAAAGCCUCGGCUUUGACGAGGCCGUGGCCCGGCUCAAAGCUGCGGUUGCCGCGGGGGCUGAUGUGGCGUUUUUGGAGGGGAUGAGGACGCUGGAUGAGAUGCGGAGGGUUGUAGAGGUCAUGGCACCGACGCCCUGCCUGCUAAACAUGGUGGCGGGCGGGGUUACGCCGCUGAUUGAUGCGGCCGCGGCCAGGGAGAUGGGCUACAAGAUCGUCAUAUGGCCGUGCUUCGCCAUGACGGCUGCGUACCUCGCCUAUCGGCAGGCGGCCGAGGAGCUGAAGACGACGGGGGCCAUCAAGGAGCGCGUUGGGCCCGACGGGAAGACGGUGGUCGGCGGGAUUCGCGACAUUUUCGAGCUCUGCGGGCUGACUAAGUGCGCCGAAUUCGACAGGGAGAUGGGAGGGAAGACGUUCGAAAAGGGUGUAUAG
This is a messenger RNA of Canariomyces notabilis, 939 nucleotides long. Its product is annotated as Phosphoenolpyruvate/pyruvate domain-containing protein. Bases 1 to 939 code for a protein of 312 amino acids. Gene Ontology annotation, molecular function: catalytic activity. Lineage: Eukaryota; Fungi; Ascomycota; Sordariomycetes; Sordariales; Chaetomiaceae. The record is from RefSeq and is a predicted model, not a curated record. The transcript is spliced from 4 exons.